AUGACUUUUGACCCGCACAAUGUCGACCUAACAACAAUCGACGCAACAGAUGUAAUCUGUUACCUCAACACCUCAGAAAAUGACUAUAACGGCAAACUUGGCGCGCGAAUCUCAGCAAUAUUUGUCAUAGGCAUUAUCUCCUCAAUAGCAACGUUCUUCCCAGUUGUCGCGAAACGUGCUCCACGCCUCCGCAUCCCGCUCUAUGUCUACCUCUUUGCGAAAUACUUCGGCGCAGGCGUCAUUGUCGCUACGGCAUUCAUUCACCUACUCGACCCGGCGUACAGCGAGAUAGGUAGUGGUAGCUGUGUUGGCAUGACGGGUCACUGGGCGGAUUAUGCUUGGUGUCCUGCUAUUGUGUUGACUUCUCUUAUGAUUAUCUUCUUGAUGGAUUUCGGUGCCGAGCGCUGGGUUGAGAAGAAGUAUGGGCUUUGUCGUGAUGAUCCUGAGCCUAUAAUGGCUUCUGCGUCGGGGGUUGAAGCUGAUGCUGACGUUCACGUCCACCAUGACCAUGACCAUGCCCCGGCGCAUCGUGUUGCAUCGCGAAACAGAUCAGACAAGACGAUGAAAGAAAUGGAAGAGGCCUCUGAAAUAUGGUCAGAGACGGAAAUUGAACGCUCCUUUCAACAGCAGAUAGCAGCAUUCCUAAUCCUUGAAUUUGGCGUCAUUUUUCACUCAGUUAUCAUCGGGUUGAACCUAGGCGUUACAGGCGAGGAAUUUGACUCUCUCUACCCCGUUCUCGUCUUCCACCAGUCCUUCGAGGGUCUGGGUAUUGGUGCGCGCAUGUCUUCUAUCCCAUUCAGAGAGGGUAGUUUGCUACCUUGGUUCCUUUGUGCGGCUUAUGGAUUGACCACGCCUGUUUCUAUUGCUAUUGGCCUUGGUGUGCGUACUACGUACAACUCGGACUCUUAUACGGCUAAUGUUGUUUCGGGUGUGCUGGAUGCUAUCUCUGCUGGGAUUCUGAUUUAUACUGGUCUUGUCGAGCUACUUGCUAGAGACUUUUUGUUUGAUCCGCACCGGACUAAGGAUGAUAAGCGAUUGGCUUUUAUGAUUAUGUCGUUGCUUCUUGGAGCGGGUAUCAUGGCUUUGCUGGGGAAGUGGGCUUAG
Messenger RNA from Penicillium taxi, 1104 nucleotides. It is a transcript of the gene zrfA, whose product is annotated as high-affinity Zn(2+) transporter ZRT1. Lineage: Eukaryota; Fungi; Ascomycota; Eurotiomycetes; Eurotiales; Aspergillaceae. The transcript has a single exon. Gene Ontology annotation, cellular component: plasma membrane. The record is from RefSeq and is a predicted model, not a curated record. The coding region runs from base 1 to 1104 and encodes 367 amino acids. Gene Ontology annotation, molecular function: high-affinity zinc transmembrane transporter activity. Gene Ontology annotation, biological process: zinc ion import across plasma membrane.